Messenger RNA from Syzygium oleosum, 1233 nucleotides. Its product is annotated as F-box protein At2g26160-like. The coding region runs from base 16 to 1194 and encodes 392 amino acids. NCBI's taxonomy places the organism in Eukaryota, Viridiplantae, Streptophyta, Magnoliopsida, Myrtales, Myrtaceae. The transcript has a single exon. The record is from RefSeq and is a predicted model, not a curated record.
UGCCCUCGCGUCUCAAUGCGAUCACCAAAGCGUCUGGAGAUGGAGAGAUCAGUCCCGUGGUCGGAACUCCCAACGGAGUUGUGGUCGAUGAUUGGGAAAAAGCUCGACACCCGCGUGGACAUCGAUCAAUUUCGCAGCGUCUGCUCGCCGUGGCGUUCCUCCAUACCUCCAGUCUCAGAGUCCAAGCUCAGAAUUGGAGGGACCUUGAUCAGUCAGUGCAUGGUCUAUCUUCUCGAGCUGCCACCAACAUCUCCGAAGGACUCGCAGUGUCCUCCGUCUCAUGAGGGUUGGUUGAUCAAGAUCACAGAAGAUAAGGACCUAAGUGGUCGAGGCCGGGUUCAGCUCUCCAAUCUGCUCUCGAGCCGACCCAUCUUCAAAGGUGGGACCUUUCCUGAGGUUUUGUGUACUAUGGAUUAUAGGGUCACUGAGAUUUUUGUAGAACGUUAUCUCAUAGGCAAGAAAGGAGCAUGUUAUCCUGGGGCCGCAAGGAAGGUGAUCAUGCUUCCGGAUUCUCCAUGGGCUGCUCUAGAGGAGACUUCGGUCGUCGGGAUCUUCGGGAGAGGGAGAUUGAAGUGUUGGAAACAUGGGGACGAGGAUUGGAAUGCGAUGGACAAUCCGAACAGCCCAUACGACGAUCUCAUUGCUUACAAAGGGCAGUUUUAUGUUGUUGAUAGGUUCGGCACCGUGUCAUGGAUCAAUCCUUCUUUUAAGAUGGUGCAGUUCUCACCUCCUGUUUGCGGUAACGGCAAUGGUGGGGACUGGAAGCAUCUGGUGGAGUCGGGCGGAGAUCUCUACGUGGUGGAUCGAUAUUGCAAUGAGUUUAGUACAAUCGGUAGGAUUCGGGCAGGCGCUGUGAGGGAGGCUGCUGGUUUUAAGGUUUAUCGGCUGAAUCAAGAAUGGGGAAAAUGGGAUGAGAUAAGGAACCUCGGUGAUGUUGCUCUCUUUCUGGGCGAUCACAGUUGCUUCUCAGUGUCGGUGAAAGGAUUCGGACGAUGCAAGGGGAACUGCAUAUAUUUCACUGAGAUUAACGCGACUCGAGGGGGAAAAGUUCAAGUCUUCAAUAUGGAGGAUGGCAGCAUCAAGAGGGCAUCAUAUUCGCCUGAUCACUUGAGGAUCCUGUGGCCGCCACCAGCUUGGAUCGCCCCAAAUGGGUUCGACCUAAGUCCUUCCUCGCUUGAGGAGCCGCUAUUCUAGUUAAUUCAGAGGAGAGCUUCGUGAUUUGGAUGAGGUACA